AGAAACUUCUACAGACUCAUCAACUAUAUAUACCCUUCUCACUUUUCUCCUACACAUUCAAUCAAUCUCUUCUCAGCGUUCUUGAAAAAACUUGCUUAGUCCCCUGUUUUUUUCAUUGCUUUGUUUAGUGAUAUAUUUGUGUUUUGAGGUUAUAGUAUGGCUGGAAAAGGUGAAGGACCGGCAAUUGGAAUUGAUCUUGGCACGACGUAUUCUUGUGUUGGUGUAUGGCAACAUGAUAGAGUUGAGAUUAUAGCAAAUGAUCAAGGGAAUAGAACUACUCCUUCUUAUGUUGCGUUUACUGAUACGGAAAGACUUAUUGGUGAUGCUGCUAAGAAUCAAGUUGCUAUGAAUCCUAUCAACACUGUUUUUGAUGCGAAGCGGUUAAUUGGUAGGAGAUUUAGUGACCCCUCAGUGCAAAGUGACAUGAAACACUGGCCUUUCAAGGUUAUUCCCGGUCCUGCUGACAAGCCGAUGAUUGUUGUCAAUUACAAAGGUGAAGAGAAGCAAUUUUCUGCAGAAGAAAUCUCCUCUAUGGUCCUUGUUAAGAUGAAGGAGAUUGCAGAAGCCUUUCUUGGUACAACAAUAAAGAAUGCUGUAGUUACUGUGCCUGCUUACUUCAACGACUCUCAACGACAGGCUACUAAAGAUGCUGGUACUAUUUCUGGCCUCAACGUUUUGCGUAUUAUCAACGAGCCUACUGCUGCUGCAAUUGCAUAUGGACUUGAUAAGAAAGCAAGCAGUACAGGGGAGAAAAAUGUGCUUAUUUUUGACUUAGGUGGUGGUACAUUUGAUGUGUCUCUUCUUACCAUUGAAGAGGGUAUUUUUGAAGUGAAGGCUACUGCUGGUGAUACACAUCUUGGUGGAGAAGAUUUUGAUAACAGGAUGGUUAAUCACUUUGUUCAAGAAUUCAAGAGGAAGAACAAAAAGGAUAUUAGUGGGAAUCCUAGAGCUCUUAGGAGACUGAGAACUGCUUGCGAAAGGGCGAAGAGAACACUCUCGUCCACUGCUCAGACAACUAUUGAGAUUGACUCUCUUUAUGAGGGUAUCGAUUUCUAUACAACGAUUACUCGUGCUCGGUUUGAGGAGCUUAACAUGGAUCUUUUCAGAAAGUGUAUGGAGCCUGUUGAGAAGUGUUUGAGGGAUGCUAAACUGGACAAAAGCGGUGUUCAUGAUAUCGUCCUUGUUGGUGGCUCUACUAGGAUUCCAAAGGUGCAACAGUUGUUGCAGGACUUCUUUAAUGGAAAGGAACUUUGCAAGAGCAUUAACCCGGAUGAGGCUGUUGCCUAUGGUGCUGCUGUGCAAGCUGCAAUCUUGAGUGGUGAAGGGAAUGAAAAAGUUCAAGACCUUUUGCUGUUGGAUGUUACCCCACUCUCCCUUGGUCUGGAAACUGCUGGAGGUGUUAUGACAACUUUAAUUCCGAGGAACACCACGAUUCCAACCAAGAAAGAACAGGUGUUCUCCACCUACUCUGAUAAUCAGCCUGGAGUCUUGAUUCAAGUUUAUGAAGGGGAAAGAACCAGGACCAGAGACAAUAACUUGCUUGGUAAAUUCGAGCUCACUGGCAUUCCUCCAGCACCAAGAGGGGUUCCUCAAAUCACUGUAUGCUUCGACAUUGAUGCAAAUGGUAUUCUGAAUGUCUCUGCUGAAGACAAAACAACUGGCCAGAAGAACAAGAUUACCAUCACCAAUGACAAAGGAAGAUUGUCUAAGGAAGACAUUGAGAAAAUGGUUCAGGAAGCUGAGAAGUACAAAGCUGAAGAUGAAGAGCACAAGAAGAAAGUGGAAUCCAAGAAUGCCUUGGAGAACUAUGCAUACAACAUGAGGAACACCAUCAAAGAUGAGAAGAUCGCUUUGAAGCUUUCUCCUGAUGACAAGAAGAAGAUCGAGGAUUCGAUUGAGCAGGCGAUUCAGUGGCUGGAUGGGAAUCAGUUAGCCGAGGCUGAUGAAUUCGAGGACAAAAUGAAGGAGCUUGAGGGCAUUUGCAACCCCAUCAUUGCAAAGAUGUAUCAAGGGGGUGCUGGUGGUCCUGACGUGGCUGGUGGUAUGGAUGAGGAUGGUCCUUCCGGCGGUGCUACCGGUGCAGGUCCCAAGAUUGAAGAAGUCGAUUAAGUCCAUUACCCUGAUGAAAUCUAGUUCUAGUAGUUACAUAUAAUAGUAGAAGUCUUCAGUCGGUUGUAUGCUUGUUAUGUUAUCCUUGAGAUUUACUCUUUUGUCUAGCUCUUUUCGUGACUCUGUUUAAGUAUCCCGUACAUCUGCCUUUGCCAGUGCAGGAUUGGUGGAUGUGUUUGUUUUGUAUGAAAAACUCUCAAAUAUUAAAAUCUUAUUGCAUUUUUGGUUUCA
Lycium ferocissimum is the source of this 2340-nucleotide messenger RNA. Its product is annotated as heat shock cognate 70 kDa protein 2-like. The record is from RefSeq and is a predicted model, not a curated record. The transcript has 2 exons. NCBI's taxonomy places the organism in Eukaryota, Viridiplantae, Streptophyta, Magnoliopsida, Solanales, Solanaceae. Gene Ontology annotation, cellular component: cytoplasm. Gene Ontology annotation, biological process: cellular response to unfolded protein; protein refolding. Gene Ontology annotation, molecular function: ATP-dependent protein folding chaperone; heat shock protein binding; ATP binding. The coding region runs from base 157 to 2109 and encodes 650 amino acids.